This is a messenger RNA of Mus caroli (Ryukyu mouse), 450 nucleotides long. The record is from RefSeq and is a predicted model, not a curated record. NCBI's taxonomy places the organism in Eukaryota, Metazoa, Chordata, Mammalia, Rodentia, Muridae.
AUGAACAUUCAAAACUUUGCAACACCCAGUCAUCUCCAAAGUCAUAAAAGAACACAUACUGGAGAGAAACCUUAUGAAUGUAAUCAAUGUGGUAAAGCCUUUUCCUGUCACAGUAGUCUCAGAUAUCAUAAAAGAACCCAUACUGGAGAGAAACCUUAUGAAUGUAAUCAAUGUGGUAAAGCCUUUUCCUGUCACAGUAGUUUCAGAUAUCAUAAAAGAACCCAUACUGGAGAGAAUCCUUAUGAAUGUAAUCAAUGUGGUAAAGCCUUUUCCUGUCACAGUGGUCUCAGAUAUCAUAAAAGAACCCAUACUGGAGAGAAACCUUAUGAAUGUAAUCAAUGUAGUAAUGGACGGAAAUCUUGUGUGUAGGCUCUCCCAGCCUGAAGCAGGCUGAUCCAGACUUUGACCUUGCUGCCACUGAGAAUAAGACUUCCUGGGGUGGAGCCUUCC